Molecule: messenger RNA, 3808 nt
Organism: Thlaspi arvense
Lineage: Eukaryota; Viridiplantae; Streptophyta; Magnoliopsida; Brassicales; Brassicaceae
Source: the annotation of a GenBank genome assembly
UAAAUUAAAAAAAAAAAACUAAUGAUUUGAGUGCUACACAGAUACAUACACCAUGUGUGUGUGUAUAUGUAUACAUGCGAAGAUAUAUAAGUGACUGAGCAAAUAGAUCUGAAAAAGAGCUGUCAUCUUAAUAACACGGCGGGAAACGGAAAACCCCCUUUUCUUCUCCCUCCAAAAGAAAAGAAUCUGUUUUUGUUACUCCUUUCCCCCGAUUUCGAUUUCUGAACCCUAAUUUCUGCUAGCAAUUUUUUUUUGGGGCUACAGUGAUAGAGAGCGAGAGCAAGGUGUCUCCUUUCGAAGCGCUUGUUCUUUCUCCCUCCGAUUAAUCUCCAUGGCGUGUGUUUCGAGUGAAACCCAGAUCGAAAUCGACGCCCACGACCUCGUGGAAGGUAGCGGCGUGUACUCCGUUCCCUCGUCGCCAUUGUGCUGUAUUAGUGCCGUCGGUUCCCACAGUCUCAUGUCCAAGAAGGUCAAGGCCCAGAAGCUUCCGAUGAUUGAGCAAUUCGAGGUCGAAGGUAGCGGCGUGAGCGCCAGCGCCGAUUGUCGUCGCCCAGAUGAUUACAAGCUGCGGAAUCACCGUCCCGAGAUUGUUCGCGUCUACUGUCGCCGCCGUAAGAGGCCGCCGCGGCGGGAAUCUUCCGUGGUGUCGGUGGAAGCUCGGAGCAGUGAAAGUUUGAAGCUUGAUGAUGCAGACGCUUGGUUUGAGGAGAAGAAGGUGAAGAAAAGGAGGACUGGUAAUUGCGAGUUGGAGAAAUUGGGUGUGGAUUCGAUUAGUUUAGCGAGUUUUACUGGUCCGGGAUUGAGGGGUUGCAGACUCAACGAUGCGCUUAGUGGGAAUAAGCAAAAUGGGUCAUCCCGAAGGAAAAUGCGCUCUGUCAAGAAUCAGGACAAGGUGUCUCUGCCUUCUGCUUCAGCUAAGAGAUGGGUCAGGUUGAGUUAUGAUGAUGUAGAUCCUAAAAGUUUCAUAGGGCUGCAAUGCAAGGCAAGUGUGUUUUGGCCGCUGGACGCUGUGUGGUACACGGGUUCUAUUGUUGAAUACAGUUUAGAGAAAAAACGUCACAUUGUUAAAUAUGAGGAUGGGUAUGAAGAGCAUAUGGUUCUUAAUCGUGAAAUGAUCAAAUUUUUCGUUUCUCGUGAGGAGAUGGAGCUGUUAGAUCUGAAGUUUUGUACUAACGAUGUGAGUGUUGGUGCCCAUGAUUACGACGAGAUGGUUGUAUUGGCAGCUACUUUGGAGGGAUGUCAAGAUUUUGAGCCUGGAGACAUUAUAUGGGCGAAACUAGCUGGUCAUGCUAUGUGGCCAGCAGUUGUCGUGGACGAAUCUGUUAUCGGAGAGCGGAAAGGUCUAAACAACAAGGUAUCUGGAGGAAGAUCGGUCUUGGUACAAUUUUUUGGCACCCAUGAUUUUGCUAGAAUAAAUGGAAAGCAAGCAAUCUCAUUUAUCAAAGGGCUUCUCUCGCGAUCUCACUUGAAGUGCAAACAACCUCGGUUUGAAGAGGGCAUGCAGGAAGCAAAAAUCUAUCUGAAGGAACAUAGGCUUCCAGAAAGAAUGAGUCAACUUCAAAAGGGAGCUGAUUCCGAGUAUUCCGAAAGGACCAAUUGUACAGAAGAGGGCAGCUCAAACUCGGGUGGUGAUCACUUUAAUGAUGGGGAAGUGUGGUUAAGACCCUCAGAAGUUGUAGAUUUCCGGUAUACAAUAGGGGAUCUGCGAAUAAUAAAUCUUGGUAAGGCUUGGAACCUUUUAAGAAAGAUUGUGACAGACUCUCAGUUUUUUAAGGAUGAUAAUCAUAUUUGGCCUGAAGGGUAUACGGCUAUGAGAAAGUUCACAUCAAUAAAAGAUCACAUUGCAUCUGCCUUCUACAAGAUGGAAGUGCUAAGAGAUCCCGAGUCCAAGACUCGCCCUCUGUUUAGAGUGACUGCAGAUAGUGGAGAGCAGUUCAAAGGGCCUACUCCUUCGGCUUGCUGGAAUAAAAUAUAUAACAGGAUAAGAAAGGUCCAGAGUGCGACUGAUGGUCCUAAUGUUUUGGGGGAAGAACAAAAUGGAUCUGGUGCAGACAUGUUUGGACUCUCCGACCCGGAAGUCAUUAAACUUGUACAGGGUUUAUCAAAUUCCAGACUAUCCUCCAAUGUUUCUAUGUGCAAAUAUGGUUUGAAAAAGCAUAAAGAUCAUCCUACUGGUUAUCGACCUGUUCGUGUUGACUGGAAAGAUCUCGACAAGUGCAAUGUCUGCCACAUGGAUGAGGAGUAUGAGAACAAUUUGUUCCUGCAAUGUGAUAAAUGUAGAAUGAUGGUCCAUGCUGGAUGCUAUGGAGAGCUAGAACCCUGUGAUGGUGCUUUGUGGUUAUGCAUCUUAUGUCGUCCUGGUGCUCCUGAUAUACCUCCACGGUGUUGUCUUUGUCCUGUAGUAGGGGGUGCUAUGAAGCCGACAACUGAUGGGCGCUGGGCUCAUCUAGCUUGUGCUAUAUGGAUCCCAGAAACAUGUUUAUCUGAUGUCAAAAAGAUGGAACCGAUUGAUGGGGUGAAUAAAGUCAGUAAGGAUCGCUGGAAAUUACUGUGCACCAUCUGUGGAGUAUCUUAUGGAGCUUGUAUCCAAUGUUCAAACAAUUCCUGUCGCGUGGCAUAUCAUCCACUCUGCGCGAGAGCUGCUGGUCUCUGUGUUGAGCUUGAGAGUGAGGAUAGACAUUUUCUCCUAUCAGCGGAGGAUGAAGAAGCAGAUCAGUGUAUCCGCAUGCUUUCGUUCUGUAAGAGGCAUCGACAAACAUCAAUUGCCUGCCUAGAAUCAAAUAAAAUGAUCAAACCCACUACUCAUAAAACUUCUGAGUAUCUCCCACCACCUAAUCCAUCUGGUUGUGCUCGUACUGAGCCUUAUAAUUGUCUUGGAAGAAGAGGGCGGAAGGAACCUGAAGCUCUUGCGGCUGCUUCUACGAAGCGGUUAUUUGUUGAGAAUCAGCCAUAUGUUAUCGGUGGUUACUCUCGAAAUGGGCUUUCAACCUAUGAAGGCAUUGACGGAUCAAAGGUGUCACAGAUGAACACUCCAACCAGCAUCCUUUCUAUGGCUGAGAAAUAUAGAUACAUGAAGGAAACAUACAAGAAGAGAUUAGCAUUUGGGAAAUCAGGAAUUCAUGGUUUUGGCAUAUUUGCAAAGCUUCCGCACAAGGCCGGAGAUAUGGUGAUUGAAUACACUGGAGAACUUGUUAGACCUUCCAUAGCUGACAAAAGAGAACAUCGUAUCUACAAUUCAAUGGUGGGUGCGGGGACUUAUAUGUUUAGAAUUGAUAAUGAGCGAGUCAUAGAUGCUACAAGGGCAGGAAGCAUUGCUCACCUGAUCAAUCACUCCUGUGUGCCAAAUUGCUAUUCGAGAGUCAUCAGUGUUAAUGGAGAUGAACACAUUAUCAUCUUUGCAAAGAGGGAUGUCGCUAAAUGGGAGGAGCUGACUUAUGACUAUAGGUUCUUUUCAACCGAUGAGCGUCUUUCAUGUUCAUGUGGCUUCCCAGGGUGUCGAGGUGUUGUUAAUGACACAGAAGCAGAAGAACAACAGUUAAAAUUCUGUGUUCCUCGUUCUGAUCUAAUAGACUGGAUUGAAAAAUAGUAACGAUCAUCCCUUUCUGAUGUUGUAGCUCCUUACAAUGAGAGCAAUGUGUUGUUAAUUUUGUCACAAUCCAUUCUUCUGUACAGAUACUAAUUAGUGAGUAGUAACUAUACAGAUCAUAGUGACUUUUUUUGUAAAGACAUAUAAAUUACAUUCUCUUUUUCUUUCCAGAUUUGUCUGUGUCUCAUCUUAGUGACGGUGUCUAAUUAUUUAAUACAUUUU